CUUGCUUAUUACCUAGUGUUUCGUACUGAGAGGCACUCAGUCUGUUAGAAUGUUCCGUUUGUAGACCUAGCAGUCGCUUUGUUGUAUCUUCCAUUCGUUGAAUAUGACACAUUGCCAGCCAGCGGUUGUAAUUUUUAUACUUUGUUAAUUAUGUUCAAACAGCUUAGUUUUCAGUUACAUACUGAAACGAUUCACGUCCCUUUCAAGCUUUAAAAUCUCGUAUUGAUCUAACCGUUAUAUGCAAAAGAUUCAAGCAAGUUUGAUAAAUCAUCAAGCUAUAUAUAUACAUUAUGAAGGAAGACCCCAAUUGAGAGUUAAUCUUCUCUGCAGUCACGCAUGCCGCAAUAUGGACAGAGGCGUGUUGCGUGCUAUGACGAACGGUGUAUCGUAGAGAUGUGGCACAUGCGAGGAACACAUCAUCAAGCUAUAUAGCCAGUAGUCUACGGGUAAUCUGUUUAUAAAUGCCCGCUGCCCUUCAAACAUGCUCGCGGUCUUGUCGAAAAACCGGAUUUCUGGAAAAAGGUAGAAUUUUUCUUUUCGACUCUUUUUACUUUUUCUUUGCGAUGGGUCGCCGAGCCAAAGGGCAACAAGGCAAUGGUAGUGCUGCAGUUGGAGAUGAUGAACCCGGCCAACGAUCCAUUGCUACGAUAGAAGGUUGGGAAGACGGCGAAUAUUACCAGCGUGCUGUAACGAAACUCGACCGUUGGGAGUUACAGUCUGCGGAUCGUUUGACAUUUCAUUUCAAUACAACCCAAGUCGUACUCGUCCAAGAUCCGCAUUCAAACCACUUGGGAGGAUACAUUUGGCUGACAGCAAUUGUGUUUUGCACCUACUUGGAAAGUGUGCUGGCCAGUGUUAACAAGAAAGGAGGGAAAGGGAAGAAGCGACACGAGUGGAUUCAUAUGGAUCACGGCAAGCGAUGGGUCGAGCUUGGAUCGGGCGUCGGCUUGAUUGGCAUCAUGUUGGCCAAGCUCGGUAUCGAAAAUGUCAUUAUUACGGAUAUUGCAGAUUUGGUGGAUAUUAUGGAACGUAAUGUCGAAGCCAAUGGUCUGCGAGUACGAUCGUUGAGUGGCCGGCGCAAGAACGACGCGGAGCAGGAUCACUCGGUGGUGGUGGAACCGUUGUUGUGGAACGAUGCAGAGGCGAUAGCUCAUAUCCAGUCAGCAGGACCUAUUGAUUAUUUGCUCGCGUGCGAUUGUAUUUAUUCAGAAGCGAGUGCGGUUGAUUUGGUGUUGACGAUGGAUGCCCUGGCCACAGAGUCAACGUCGGUGAUUUGUGUAAGCGAAGUGCGUAACGAGGCAGCGCAGGAAAAGUUCAUGGAGGAGGCCAAGGAACGGUUUACAGUGGAGGAGCUGGCACCCCACGCGUGGCAGGAUAAGGCGUGCAGCCAGACUGCGUUUAAUGAAACACUAAAGAUGUACAGGAUGUUCAAGGGCAAAAGGGGCAAGAGGUCAAGAGGCACACCCACUGCAGCAGCAGCAGCAGUAGCAAAGAGCUAGACUUUCUUGUAGAAAGUAGCCAGAUGAUGCGGAUGCGGAUGAUGUUUGUUGAUGUGGUGUAACAGACCUCUUUUAUUGCCAUACACACCCCGCCAACCAGGCAGCAGUGCUCACAGACAGUGCCUUACACACAGUAGUGCACACAUUGAUUAUACAUAUUCAAAAAAAAAAACUCCUUCAGGACCCUUUUUCCAACAAAACCCGCUCACUCUCUCUUUUUUUGUUGUUACUCCACAUACAUACAACAGUUGUCCC
Zychaea mexicana is the source of this 1754-nucleotide messenger RNA. Its product is annotated as putative methyltransferase-domain-containing protein. The transcript has a single exon. The record is from RefSeq and is a predicted model, not a curated record. The coding region runs from base 462 to 1499 and encodes 345 amino acids. NCBI's taxonomy places the organism in Eukaryota, Fungi, Mucoromycota, Mucoromycetes, Mucorales, Lichtheimiaceae.